This is a messenger RNA of Paraglomus brasilianum, 1089 nucleotides long. Lineage: Eukaryota; Fungi; Glomeromycota; Glomeromycetes; Paraglomerales; Paraglomeraceae. The record is from the annotation of a GenBank genome assembly.
AUGCAAUCAGCUAAACCACUCCUUCCCCCCAUCCGAGCGCUUCUCGAUUCACCGGUAGAAGAUCAUACACAUGAAUCAACUCAGCCCGUGGUGGAACAACACUAUAUCAAAGACGUCUCUAGUGAUUAUAUCAAUACAGCCCAGUCUUCUGGUAAACUCAACUCUCUUUCUCUUCAAUCCACAACAACGCCUCCACCACUUCAACACCACAUUCAGCCCCUCCAACACCAGUUACAUCUUCCAAAAGACACUUACUCCCAAACACAACGUCUGCAACCUCUGCUUCCCACUCUCCCAGCACCAUCUCAACAAUCGUAUCCACAAUCAUAUCCACAAUCACUCUCACCCACAAAAUCUUCAAUGUUACUCUCCAACUUACCGAAUAAUCCCCACCCAUCAAAUAUUCUGUCUCUACUCUCCCCGCCCGAGUCACCAGAUAUGACAUCCACAAAUCAUCCCUCGUUUGAAUAUCGACAAGAUGCAACCCGUUACCCUGCACAACAAUACACGAAUUACUCAUAUAUGAAUAAGGCAGCGACUCAGUUGUACACGCAAGCUCUUCUUACACCGCGAGCACCAUCUCCACUCUCAACAUCCAUUACUCAGCAGCCAGACUUUACACAGUCGCAUCAAUACGCAUCAUUACAACGAUAUUCUUCCCAUCCGUUACAAUCGUCGGCACUUUCCCCGUAUCAUCGCACGCCUCUCUCGGCUGCUCAGGCUAUACCUCGAAUUGAUCUCUCUUCAUCGCUCAUGGCUCAAUCAAAACGCCUUGGAUCACCAAAGUCGCUAGAUGACCCAUCUGCAUCUUCCACCCAGUCGUCUACUACAAAUAGAUACCAAUGUCCAUACUGCUCCAAGAGGUUCAGUCGCCCAAGUUCGUUACGCAUUCACACAUAUUCACAUACAGGGGAGAAGCCAUUUGUAUGCACCGAACUUGGAUGUGGAAGAAAGUUUUCUGUACAAAGUAACAUGAGGAGACAUCUACGUGUACAUCGACUGGGUAGACCUGUAAAGAAGGUUAGAUAUGAUGGUGAGGUAGAGGGUGUGAAGGUCAUGAACCCAACAACGGUGUUGAGAGGAUGCUAA